Messenger RNA from Aedes albopictus (Asian tiger mosquito), 937 nucleotides. RefSeq lists its product as uncharacterized. NCBI's taxonomy places the organism in Eukaryota, Metazoa, Arthropoda, Insecta, Diptera, Culicidae. The coding region runs from base 111 to 851 and encodes 246 amino acids. The record is from RefSeq and is a predicted model, not a curated record. The transcript has 2 exons.
UAGAUUCAUAACACUGCAUUUUGUAUACAAAACACACUUUUCACAAUCAAUUUGGUGGACCGUGAUUGAAUAGCAUUUCUGAACAAUUUUAGGAUCUUAUCACAGCGAACAUGGAAGCUUCAUCGUCAAUGUUACCAUCCAUGGAGGAUGACUCCGAUUGCGAACGAGUCGACACCACCACCAAAGAGUCGGACGACGGCAAGAAAAGUUCCAUCCCUUCGAACAAUCGCACCUUCCGCCGGCAUCUGGAUGCCGCCUUUCAGAAGCAUGGCUCACAGCUUCCGGAUCAGAUCACACAGUCUCAUUAUAUUAACAAGUGCAAGCGGUCCGAGGUGGAAAGCUACGUGAACGACUUCGCCACUAGGUCGGAGGAAAGUGUUUACCAAACGAUGCAGGACAGCGCGGAGUUUGUACGAGUGACCAACUGGUGCGAGAUGUUGCAUUCGGCUGGCAUGCGGAUCACGAGCAACAGGGAGCUUCCAUUGGCGCUGAAAACUAUUGCCGCGACCGAACAAUUCCCGGAGCCGAGCAGGGCCGGAGGAGUUGAUUUCCGGCUGUUGUAUUCGAACCUUUCAAACAUGAUGCUCGGGCAUCCGGUACAGGAGAUGAACACGGCGACGGCGAAAGUACUGAAGGAUGUGUAUGAGGAAACACUGGCCGACCUCAAACGAACCGACAACAGCGACAAAGUGGCCCUGCUUCGUCCACCUACCUUCCUGGGGCCGAGACCAUCCACUACCGAGAGCCUCAGCCACGACGGCCCUGGCGCCUUCUUUACCGAUCGCAACUUGAAUCCGCUGCAAAUCCCGUUCGACAAACUUUUCCAGACUCAGCACACCGAUAUGAAGUAGAUUUAGGGGGAAGGGUGAUGAUUUCUUUCAUUGUUACCGAACAAAAAAGACUGACUUGAAUAAAUGAACCACUGAAUUCUCAUUUA